Messenger RNA from Myxozyma melibiosi, 1471 nucleotides. Its product is annotated as Aldehyde/histidinol dehydrogenase. The transcript has 2 exons. Lineage: Eukaryota; Fungi; Ascomycota; Lipomycetes; Lipomycetales; Lipomycetaceae. Gene Ontology annotation, molecular function: NADP binding; glutamate-5-semialdehyde dehydrogenase (NADP+) activity. Bases 142 to 1461 code for a protein of 439 amino acids. The record is from RefSeq and is a predicted model, not a curated record.
UUAACCGCAAUUCCCGAAGUCUGUCUGAUGACUAACUGCACGUGAUAUGACUAACAUCGAAAAAAAUCCAAAAAACUUUGGAAUACUGAGCGACGGCGACAGAUCUUUUGUAUUAUCCAACACAGAGAACCAGCAAUAAGAAUGUCAUCGGCCGAGGAGAUUGCGAAAACUGCUGCCGCGGCAUCGGCGGUGUUGCGCCCUGUUUCGAACGAGGCGCGAAAUGCUGCGCUAACGAAGAUUGCGGAGAUCCUGAUGGCGAACAAAGCAUCAAUCGUCGAAGCCAACAAAAUCGAUCUCGAAAACGCCGAGAAGAAUAGCGUCGCCGGACCGCUGGUCAAGCGACUGGAUUUGUCGAAAGGCGACAAGUUUGACGCGAUGUGCCAGGGCGUCCUGGACGUUGCUGCGUUGCCUGAUCCGAUAGGGAAGGUGACCUUUGCGAGUAAGCUGGAUGACGGGCUCGAGCUGUAUAGACUUACUUGCCCAAUUGGAGUCGUGCUGGCAAUUUUCGAGUCGAGACCGGAGGUUAUUGCGAAUAUUACAGCGCUGGCUAUUAAAUCUGGCAAUGCCGUCAUCCUGAAAGGUGGAAAGGAGUCGUUAAGUACAUUCACAGUUAUUUCCAAGCUUGUCCGAGAAGCUCUCGCGGGGACCGAAAUCCCAUCCGGUGCUGUCCAGCUUAUCGAGUCGCGGCAAGACGUCGCGGGUCUGCUUUCGCAAGAUCAGUACAUCGACCUCGUUAUCCCUCGAGGCAGCAACGAGCUCGUGCGGAGUAUCAAGGAUAAUACGAAGAUUCCAGUUCUCGGUCACGCUGAUGGUCUUUGCAAUGCUUAUAUCAAUGGCGAUGCAGACGUCGAUAUGGCUGUCCGCGUCGUUGUCGAUAGUAAGACAAACUACGUUGCGGCGUGCAAUGCGAUUGAAGGUCUUUUGAUCCAGCGAGGCGAGGCCUUGACUACAUUGCUUCCGGAGAUUGCAAAGGGUUUAUUGACCGCUGGAGUUACGCUCAAGGUCACCCCCGAGAUCGCCGACGCGCUUGCAAAGGCUGGUGUUGCUGAUGCUGAGAAGAUUGUUCCGGCUGAAGACAAGGAUUUUGAGACUGAGUUUUUGUCGCUUGUGUUGGCUGUCGGUGCGGUCGAUGGAGUGGAAGAGGCGAUCGCUCAUAUCAACAAGCACAGCUCGAAGCACACUGACGUGAUCGUAACGUCGUCAGAGGAGACAGCAAACAAGUUCAUGAACAGCGUCGAUAGCGCGGGUGUGUACUGGAACGCCAGUACGCGUUUCGCCGACGGGUUCAGAUAUGGAUUCGGCACCGAGGUCGGAAUCAGCACAAGCAAGAUCCACGCCCGCGGGCCGGUCGGUCUGGAGGGGCUUACUUGCUACCAUUACCAGCUUCGGGGAUCUGGACAGGUCGCUGGAGAUUAUGUGGGAGCAGGGGGUAAGAAGGAGUUUAAGCAUGAAAAGCUCUGAAGGACUUGGG